CCGUGAAGCCGCGGACCCAGCCGGAAGCGGAGGCCGGGUGUGUGGAUCCCGCGGGGAGACCGCGUUGUGGGAGCGGUCGGGUCGAAGGCCCGCAGCAUGCAGCACGAAGGCCGGCCCUGCUGGUGGCCCUUGUCUCUCUCUCCAGCGCUUGCCCCUGCCGUACGAGAGGACAGAGCCGUCUCGGGCGGGAACUGCCUCUCGGAGCCGGCGCGGGCGCGGGCGCCCUCAAGCGGGAGGGAGGGCCAGGCCGGAGUUCGCGGGCCGCAGUGCGCGGGGAGGUGGUGGCCUGGCAGUGGGCCGUGCUUGCUAGCGGGGCCGCCGGGACGGGCCUUGCCUGACUCGUUCUGUCUUACUUUUCUGUCUAGGAUGGUGCGUGGCACAUGGUUGCUGCCCAGUACUUGUCUGAGGUACGUGAAAGGCGAAGAACUGGUGCUCCCGAUCGCGAGGGCAGAGGCAGCCAUUGAAAGUCUUGAGCGAUCCGUGGACACGAGAGAGCACAGCCAGUGUGGGGAUGGUGACGGAGGAUGCGUGGCUGGGUCCAGGUGUACAUGGGUCGUGAGAGAAAAUAGUCGUAAGGGCCUUGGACAUGUCGCUAAGGAACUUGGGGUGCGGUGGGUUACCAAGGAGUCUGUUGAAGCAGUGCAGGGUCAGGAGAUGAGAACUGGGUGUAUUCUUGGUGAGUAGUCUCAUAUGGAGAAGGGACGGUGUGGCUGUUUGAGGAAGGGUGAUAACAUUUUUUCUUGGAGGGAGUCACUGAAUUAGAGUGAAAAUAAAACAUAACUGUCAUCAACUUAAAUAUACAUAUUUUUAACUGACUCUCCUGCCAAAUAUACAGGUGUUGCACGCCUGGAAUGUUGGAAGGCAGAUCUUUGGUUUUGGGAGCUUGUUUCCACCAGACGUCUUUGGGAAAGGCCAUUCAUCACCUGUCUGGCUGGUGAAGGCACAUGUCCAUUUCUGCCUUUACAGGAUGAGAGUAAAUUUAACCAUGUGCUACUGACCAAACAUCAGAUUUUACUCUUAUUUUCAAAGUGUACCAGGUCCCAGUUUUGUUUUCUACGUUUUUUUAAGGUUUUAUUUAUUUAUUAUUUUUUCAAAGUAUAUUUUUCAGAGAGAGAAAGAGAGCACGUGCGCACAAGCCGAGGAGGAGCAGAGAGAGAGAGAGAGAGAGAGGGAGAGAUUGAGAAUCCCAAGCAGGCUCCUUGCUGAGCAGCUCAAACUCACAGACUGUGAGAUCACCACCUCAGCCAAAAUCAAGAGCUGCUUAACUGACUGAGCCACCCAGUUUGCUGCCUCACGGACCCAGUGAGAAUUGAGACCUCUGCUCUUCAAGAUACUGUCUUCAACUUCUGGAUGUGUCAGGUGGGGAGUAGCAUUUCUUUCAGAUGCUUCUCUUUUGGCAUUUUUUUUCUAGGUUCCCCUACUCCUUUCCAGAAGGCUCAGUGAAUUUCUCACAUUUUAUUGUUGGAGAGAAAGCCAGCUCCUUGCUAGGCUACAGAGAGUGGAGAAGGAAUGAGCUUGCAGGGCUGUGCCCUAGAGAUUUAUCUCUCAGUUGUUUCCCAAGAUAGGAACUUUCUUUUAAGAAAAUCUCUCUUUUCUUUUGUUUUCAUUCUUGUACUGCUUCUAAUCUGAUGUAGCAGGUUUCCAAAGUUCUGUUUCUUUCUGGACUUCCUGAGCAUAUGUGAUUCCUUAAGACAGUGUUUCAGGCGCAGGCUUUUCUCAUUUCCUUCUUAACCUUUGUGGCUACGAUAAUUUCAUUGAGUGUUUUUCUGCUUCAAGUCUAGAAAGAUGACAUAUUUUAUUUCUAGUAAGGGCAUUUUUGUUAUAAAUAAAAUCCACCACCUUUUUAAGAUUGAAGCUGCAUUGUAAGUGUCAGAACUAUAAAACCAUAGCCAGAAUUAUUGACAUACAGGCCAGCAAGUGGGGAGUGACCCUUAAACCAAGUAGAAAAACACCACAUGAGUUGUUCUGGUUUUGUCCUUUGGCCUUGAGUCUAGCUCAGAUGCAGCUGGGGACAGCCUUUUCAUGUUGCCUGCUGGGCUGGGACUACCAGUAAAGUUUGGAGCUUACACAUGUUUGUGUUCCUUAGCUAAGGAAAGCUGGCCUGUCAAACUAGCUAAAAAACAGUAAAGGACCAAAUACUUGUUUUGCCCCAAUAUCUAAAAGGUGUGUGUAGGGAAAGACUUCCUGUAGUCAAAUCUAUGCCUCAGCAGGGCCUGCUUGCUAGGGUCUUUUCUGCUGCUUAGGCUUUGCGGAUGUCCCAUAAGGGAAGGCAGUAGGUCUGUGCUAAGGCCAAGGUCAGUACCCACACCUUAGCUCUUAUAUUCAUAAACCAUAGUGCUUGCACAAGGACAGUGCCUUUGCUGAACCAUGUGACUGGCAUUUCAUUAAGGUAUUCAUUCAUCCCUGCUUGUCUAUAAAAUCAGGUUUAUGGGGCCCCUGGGUGGCUCAGUUGGUUAAGUGUCCCAACUCUUGAUUUCGGCUCAGGUCAUGAUCUCAUGGUUUGUGAGUUUGAGCCCUGUGUCUGGCUCUGUGCUGACAGUGUGGAGUCUGCUUGGGAUUCUCUCUCUUUGCCCCUCCCCGACUUGUGCUUGCUCUCUCUCUCUCUCUCUCUCUCUCUCAAUAAAUAAAUAAAUAAAUAAACAUGUAAAAUCAGGUUUAUAAAAACACUUGCCUAUGAACAAAGUACCCGGCGUUCAACAUGGCCAACAUGAAAAGUGUUUGAAAUGCCUCAAGUGCUAGUCCCAUCAGGGCCUCAACUUGUAUGUGAUGUUUUGCUCCCCACAGUCUUCACUGGAUCUCCUUUUUCUUAUGUUCUUUGCCACAUCAUCAGAUCCUAACAUUCCUUUGAAUACGACAUCCUCCAGCCCUGCCAAAGGGCAGAGCCUGUUCCUGUAAAACUUACAACACAGAGCAGCAGAACCUGUGGGCAGGGGGUUCCCAAAAGAAGGAAAGGAAGAAGAGGCCAAGAAGAUUCAGCCAGGAGAGGAGAGGUGUGGCAAGAGGCCAGGAGUGUUUAGAAGAAAUCCUUCCCCAUGGACUCAAGGAGUCAGUCCAAGAACUGAAAAAAUAACUCUGGUUUCAACAUGUGUGUUUGGGAAAUGGUUAAGAGGUUGACUUAAAGAAGAGAAUGCAUUCAUUUGGGAUGUGGUGAGUUUGGAGUGAUGGUAAGACAUUCAAGCAGAAGUAGCUUGGUGGUGGUUGGAUCAAGUUCGGUGGGAGUUAUCAAAGUGGUGAUAGUUGGAAAUCUGUCAGUGAGGAACUGAUCAUGGGAAAGAAUGCAGAGAGAAGGUAAGGUCAAAGACCUUCCUUUGUCAAAGAAUAGUAUAAAAACUUUAUGUAUAUUGGGGCACCUGGUUGCCUCAGUUGGAUAAGUGUCCAUCUCUGGCUUUUGGCUCAGGUCAUGAUCUCACAGUUCAUGGGUUCGAGCCCCAUGGGUGCAGAGCCUGCUUGGGAUUCUCUCUCCCUCCCUCUCUGCCCCUCCCCUGCUCGCUUUCUGUCUCAGACUUAAGUUUUUUCAGACUUUAUGUAUGUAUAUAAAGGGGGUGACUGGCUGGCUCUGUUGGAAAAGCAGGCAACUCUUUUUUUUUUUUUUUCUAACUUUUUAACAUUUAAUUCAUUUUUGAGAGAGAGAGUGCAAGUGGAGGGAGGGGCAGAGAGAGAAGGGACACAGAAUCCGAAACAAGCUCCAGGCUCUGAGCUGUAAGCACAGAGCCCGACAUGGGGCUCGAACCAACAAAUGGUGAGAUCAUGACCUGAGCCAAAGUCGGAUGCUUAGCCAACUGAACCACCCAGGUGCCCCAAAAGCAGGCAACUCUUGAUCUCAAGGUUGUGAGUUUGAAGCACAUGCUGGGUGUAGAGAUUACGUAAAUAAACAUUAAAAAAACCCUUGUAUAUAAAGGAAAACAGUGAUUGAUUUAAUCCGGCAAAGGCAAAAACAGGAUUUAUGUAAGAGAAAGGGUACAGAGAGAGGGAAAAACUGCAGAUUGUGUCAAAAUUGUGGCUUUUGUUUCCUGUAGGUAAACUGCUGACCAGCUGUCAGCCAACAAAGCAGCCAGUAUUCUUCCCUGAGGCAACUGGAUGGAUUACAAAAUAACACAACUUCACUUGCUUACAGGUUCUCCAGAAGACCUCAGGAGUUCAGAUGAGGUGUCUGUGUCAGGCUGUCUCUGCAUAAAUAAUAUCUAUCAGUGUCCUUUGUAAGCAGUAUCGUCUUCAGGCCAGAUACACACUGAAAAAUCAUGUUCACAUUACAUUGAGAUUCACAGGAGUGGGAUGCUGCUUUAGAGAAAGGAAGGAGGGAAAGAAGGAAGACAGGGAGAAAAAGAGAAGGGAGAGGGAGGAAGAGGAAGAGGAUGAGGAUAAUGGUUUUCCAGGGCUCUGCUGAGACCUGAACUUAGUUCCUGGCCUAGAGGCCACGAAGGGGGCAUGAGUGGAACUGGAGUUGGGCAGACAUCCUCUUGUGGGGCAGCCACUUCAGGAGGCCUUUGUACGGCCACAGGAUAGUGGGAGCCUGCUCUCCUCUCACAAAGGAAUGGAAUAGAGUUGCCGAGAACGAUCACCUGUGGAGGUGAGCAAGGCAAGAGCAAGGCGGGAAGGCAGGUGUGUCUCAUGGGGGAAGACAUAAGAUUGGAUUGCGUACAGAGGAGGCCUGCGGGUGGCCCUGUCUUGAGAGGCAAACCUGUGUCUGAAGAAAUGGAGCUUCUGCAACUUCUCCAAGUGCCUGGGCUCACAGACGUGGAAACAAUUCUUCUUCAAACAAACAAAGCAGGAGUAUCAGAUGGCCUUGGCGCAACCAGAGGACUUUAUCUUCAAAGAAGCAACUGGGAACCUCGGAAUCCUAGGACCUAUGGCUUAUCUGUCAGGAAAUGGCCCCACAAUGGGUGGACGGGAGAAGUCCAUCAUUUGUACCGUGUCGUCCAAGCACAUGCUUUAUGCCUGGGAUGUGCAGGAGGGCACUAUGAUCUGGUCAAGCCCCGUCCAGCAGCCUAGUAUCACACAUCUGGCGACCCUCCCUCAGAUGCAUCUCGCAUUCACUGUGGAUUUGGAGGGAACCGUCAAAGUGUGGAAUUGUCAGGAUCAGGAUGCCCUGGCCACUUUCCCCGUGUCUCAGGCCUGCUUUUCCUUGGAAGUCUGUCUCACAAAGGAUGGCCCAUUCCUGAUGGUCGGCAAUUCUGAAGGUGACAUCUACACACUGACAGUGCCUGAGCUCAGGGGUGUUUCUAAAGUCCACGCAUUUAAAUACACUGUUGACCUUCUGCACUGCUCUCCUGACAAGAAAUGGGUCUUUGCAUCUGGGACACAUCAGAACAUCUUGCCCAGGGUCUUUUUCACAGAGUGCUUACUGAAACCAUCGGAAGGCAAAAGCCCUCUGUCACUCUCUAUCCCGUUUUCGUCAUGCUGCAGAGCCUGCUGGGCCCCAAGGAGGACAAGCAGGAUAACAUUGAUGUACCGAAGAGGCUCUUCCAAAAAGACAGGAUUUACCACCUUUGACCUAAUGACCGAGAGGACUGGGGGCAGAACAGUCAUCCAAGUUUGCGUGUGUUUGUUCCACAUGAAAACAGCCCAUCAGGUCGCGACUUUCCUGUUGCCAGUUCAUAUGGAGAGUCCAAUUUGGAUGGGAGCCAGUGAUGGAAAUAUGAUCGUCUUUGAGAGUGGGCCAUACUUGUUCCUCUUCACCAUCAGUGGGCACCAGCUGCAACGAUUUGAGGAUCACCAGAGGACCAUCGGCAAUUUGUGGGCGGAUUCUCUGCAUGUCCUCACCACAUCUAUGGAUGACUCCCUGCAUGUGUACAUGUGGGAAGAGGAAGGCCGUUAUCCAUACCUCAAGAGCUGCUGUCACCUGGAACACAUAGGGAGUGACCUGACGCCCAGCUGCUACGUCUCCAAAGCAAUAUGUGAUAACAUGAGCAUAGUAUGUGUGGUGUCAAAAAAUCGUGAGUCCAGCAUUCUGGUGAUGUAUUCUUUGCAUACAUAAUAUGGAAACUAAUGGAAUAAUUAACCUUGCAUCAUCUCCCACAAUGUAGUAAAGAGAAUUCUGUUUGCAAACUCAGAAUGAUUAUUUGAGUGCUAUUGGGAAAGAAGCAAUGAUUUAACUGUCUUUGGUAAAUCAGACACUGUAACAGAUAGAAUGUAGAGCAACAUAUCCUUGUCCUUGCCAUCAGGGACAGUAUCGAAUACUAAGGUAGUAAAAUGGUCACACAAAUCAAUUCAAGGGGAGCAUAUGAGAGGGGAAAGUAUGACUUUGGAUUGAGGCUAGUUUAAAAGUGAAGGCACAACCCUCUUGAUCUCAGGGCUGUGAGUUCAAGCCCCAAUGUUGGGCAUGCAGCCUACUUAAAAUUAAAAAAAAAAAAAAUUAAGGGGCGCCUACCUGGCUCAGUCAGCAGAGUGUGCAACUCAUUAUCUUGGGGUUGUAAGUUCAAGCCCCAUGUUGGGUGUAGAGAUUACUUUAAAAAAUCUUUAAAAAUAAUUGAAAAAGUGAAGGCCAUCUGUAUUCACUGUUCCUUGCCUAUAAGCAAGCAAAAAAAAUUCUGUAAGAUGCAAGCAAAAAAUAAAUAUUAGAAAAACAUAGACAUUAAUACUUAAAGGUAGCUAGAAGAGACUCAGAAUAUAAAUGGUAAUAAAAAAAAAAUGCUCAAAAGGACUAGGAAAUAGAAAAUGUAGCCAAAGCUACAUCACAUGAAAGUUUCAAUUUCUGUAUCAGACACAGCCAUUGUAAUGGAGGCAAAAAAAAAAAAAAAAAAAAACAAAACUGUCCCCUAAGUUUGUAUCACUGGCUCAGGAUUCAGAGUUCAGGGAUGAGAGUACUAAAAAAUCAAAUCUAAGAGCCCCAGGUCUACCCUCCUGGCUUUGAGAGGUGGAGAGGACUGGAAGAAAGAUGGCCUGAGGGAGUAGAUCGUACUGUAAUGGGAAUGUAAUCUCAAUGGGAGAUUUCUCCAGUGAGCAGUAUGGAUUUGUUGAUGUGCCCACUGUCCCCUCCUGGUCAAAAUAAACUUUUUUUGAAUGUUUAUUUUUUAGAGAGUGCGAGCAGGGGAGAGGCAGAGAGAGUGGGACAGAGUAUGCAAAGCAGGCUCUGUGCUGACAGCAGAGAGCUGGAUGUGGGGCUUGAACUCACGUUUUGUGAGAUGAUGACCUGAGCCAAAGUAGGAUGCUUAACUGAGCCAUCCAGGCCCCCUGGUCAAAGUAAACAUUAAGCUGUGACCUGGAGGAGAAAGGAAAGGAAGCCCAGUGAGGGGUCUCUGGAGACGACAAGGUUGGGUGGAGAAGUUAGCAAGGAGAUACACUGUAAACAGCACCUGACAGUUCUGGGAUAGUUGCAUGUUUGACUUAAGUCAGAAUCAAAGGAAGUCUCGGGGGCUGAAGUCAGCGAGGAACACUACUAACCGAAGGGUAGAAAGUCAAAGUUUCAAGUCACACAGACAUUUGCAAGAUAUAAUCCACAUAGUUGUUUUUUUUUUUUUUAACAAAAGAGAAAAAAGACCUAUAUUUUAUAGACCUGUAUUCUUUUUAAUUUUAUUUUGAGGGAGGGAGGGAGAGCAAGCCAGCGAGCAUGGAGGAAGGGCAGAGAGAGAAUCCCAAGCAGGCUCUGCCCUGUCAGUGCAGAGCCUGAUGUGGAACUCAAACUCACGAACCAUGAGAUCAUGACCUGAACCGAUAAUCAAGAGUCCGAUGCUUCACAGGCUGAGCCACCCAGGUGGCCCUAUAGAUGUAUAUUCUUAAAAGAUCCUUUUCACUGACCUUUAGGAAAUUGAUUUAGAAGUAGCCAUAGCAUACACCUGAAACUAAUGUUACAUAUGAUUUUUACCUCAACUGAAAAAACAAAAGUAGCCACAGUAACUAAGGAAAGGCAGCGAGGUCAUUUUUCUUGCUUAGAAUCUCUGUUAUAAAGGUAAGAUGUGACAGAGGAAAAGUGUGUGAAAUAGGUGGACUUAUAUGUGCAUGAGCACAAAGAAUGUAACUUGUCCAAGGAAAGAGGAGCAAAUAGGAUCCCACAGUGUCUGUGAUUUCUAAAUAACCUAAGCUAAAGACACACAAUUGAACUGCUUUUGGCUUUCAUUUUCCAGAAAAAAGUGGUCAAGAUAUGCAGAGAAAACUUUCUACACACAGAACCAAACAUUGUUCAAAACUGCAAAUGCAAAAAACCUUAAAAUCCAUGGUUAAGGUGGCUGGAAUUGAAGAGAAACCUUCUAAGUUGGGGAACGAAAAAGGGGGGCAGGGAUAAAUCCAGAAAAGCCAACAAAUGCCACAUGCCUUAUUCACAGACUUUUUAAGGACUCCACGAUGGAAGACAGGACCCCUGCCAAAGUGGAGGUCAGGUCACAGAGCUGCAAGGUCCGGGACCCUCGGAAAAGUAACUGUCCUUCCCUUGUAGGUAAACUGAAGGGAAGUCUACCCAUUGGAGAAGGAUGAUGGGGAUGGCUGCCUCUCUCAGCUCCUCCUCCUCCUUGGAGGUGGAGUUGACAUCAGUCAAGAUUCCAGAACUAGAGAGAGGUCAUAUACAGAUGAAGGUUUAAUAAAGGGACUACUCUAAUUUGGAUUUGGGGUAAAAAGAAUUCAAGAAACCACAGAAAUAAUAAACCUUAGUGAUAUUUUAGCCCCUUCUUUUUGUAAACAUCCCUACAAGGCUCUGGCAGUUCACUUUUGACCUGUGCUCCCUAAUCCAGGCCAGGUUUUAUUUGUCUCAGCCCCAGGAAGCUCUGUGGGUGGGCCCCAGCUGCUGGGGACUACCAGUAAGUCUGGACCCUGCAGAGUGAAGGCCCACUACUGCUGACUUAGUUACAGAAGGGGUACUGACUCCCCCCCUCCCUUCUUUCAUUUCCCUGGGACCCUCAGUGCUAAAAGCCACCACUAUGAGUGUGGGCUAACUAUAGACCACAGAGAAUUAAACAGGGCUAUUCCUUUCAUCAGAACUCCUCUAUUAGAUAUCAUUGCUUUAAUGGAUACAUUCAAAAAAAUGAAUGGUUUAUUGAUUUGACUAAUACAUUCUACUUACUAAAAACUUUACCGGAGAGAGAGGUACAUCCUCUCUAGAACCUUGUUCUUCACUCCGCUCCACUAAGCUGGGCCUGCUCCUGACCCCCAGGAGCUAGAACCGUGAAUAAGAGAACCACAGGCCCCAAAUGGUGUCCCAUAAGUUAGGUAUUAUGUCUUGGUUUAGUGAUUUGGGACCCUAACCUAACUGCAAUUUCAGCCCCCCAGAAAUGUAACCUUUACCUGGUCAACAUGGGAAUAUCCUGGUCAGCACUAGGAAAUUUACUGCUAGACCCUUUCCAUUCCCUUUAGGAGCACAACCUUGCCUAAAACAAUGGGUUUGUUGAUAAUAAUUUCCUUUUUUCCCCCAUUCCCUAUCUUUAAAAACAUUUCCUUUUCUGUAGCCCUUUGGAGCUUCCCUUGCUAGAUGGGGAUGCUGUCCAAUUCACAAAUGAAUUAAUAAAGCCAAUUCGAUCUUUAACAUUUCCUCGGUUGAGGGGCACCUCGGUGGCUCAGUUGGUUAAAGCAUCUGACUUCGGCUCAGGUCAUGAUCUCAAGGUCCAUGAGUUUGAACCCCACAUCGGGCCCUGUGCUGACAGCUCAGAGCCUGGAGCCUGCUUCAGAUUCUGUGUCUCCCUCUCUCUCUGCCCCUCCCCUGCUCACCCUCUAUCUUUCAAAAAUAAACAUUAAAAAUUUUAAAAACGGAAAAUAAAAUUUACUUGGUUGAAUUUUUGUAAUUUAACAGAAUUAAUCGCCCUGAAUGGGGUACCACCAUAUGGGCAAGUCCCAGGACAUGAACAGUUGCCCUGCAGAUGACCUUCAACUUUAACUUCUCUGUGGCUGUGUCACUUUCUUACCUGAGAAGUACCUACCUUCACCAGUACAACCAAACAUUCAGUGUCCUCUAGCCCCACAGGGCUCACUGGUUGCUAAAGGAGAGCAGGUCUAGUGCUGGUUAGCACAUCCUGCUGCCUAUAGGUAAACACACUCACCAAGUUUUACUGAGUACAGGACACACACCAAAGGCACCAUAAUAUUGAUCUGCUAACAAGAUAAAAUUUUUUCCUUUUUGGGUCAAUUCUCCUGGCUCUCUACUACUCAAUGGUCAGACUGGCUGGGGGAAAAAAAGGUUUUAAAAUCCUAGUGUGUGACCUUCUAUGAUUCUGGAUCCUAAGAUUCCUAAGGUGCUUUAUCACUGGCUCCAAAAAACAAGCAAGAGACCAGUUACCUCAAAAGCCUGCCAAUGCCAGGUUCAAAUUUUAACACAUUAUUUUUUAAAUAGCCCAAACAAGCAGAUUUUUAGCCAUUUAGAGCCUGUCUUUUUAUACCCCCAUUAAAACCUCCCCUGACUGCUAUUCCCCACUGAUAAGCCAGAACCUUCUGAUUAUAAGCCCCAGGCUGCCACAGUCAUUCGGGACUAUUUGACCCAGAGCCUCACCCCUCCCCCUCAACACGCAUGUACACAAGCUGUGCUGCUGGGCUACCUCACCUAGACAUCUAAGUCCCCUUGUCCCACCUCUAUCUCCUCUCCAGGAGGCCAUCCUCCCCUCCAGAUGGUGGCUUCUACACCACAAGCUUCUAGACAGUCUUGUGAUAUGAGGACCUUCCCCUCCAAGCACCACUCAGUAAAGUUUGUGUGUCAUUGCCUCUUGUGGUUAUACCUUUUUCCUUGAUCAGCCCCCAAAUUCUUUGAGCCCCUACAAACCUAUAUCCCAUAUACAAAGAACUCUUUGGGCUCCUGGGUGGCUCAGUGGAUUGAGCGUCUGACUCUUGAUUUCAGCUCAGGUCAUGAUCUCAUGGUUUGUGGGUUUGGGCUCUGCGCUGACAGAUUCUCUCUCUGCCCCUCCCACACUCACUCUCUCAAAAUAAAUAAAAAUAAAGAGCUCUUAAAACUCAACAAGAAAACCCAAUUAAAAAUGGGCAAAAGACUUGAACAGCUACUUCACUAAAGAGGAUAUACAAGAGGCAACCUUCAUUAAAGAUGAUCCACAUCACUAGCCACUAAAGAAAUCUAAAAUUGCAAUGAGAUGCCGUUAUACACCUAUUAGAUUAGAGGGGGCAGGUGGGGAAACAAUACAAACUAUUCUAAGUAUUUACCUAAGAGAAAUGAAAACUUAUGGUCACAGAAAAACCUGUAUGUAAAUGCUUAUAGCAACUGUAUUCAUAAUCACCAAAAACUGGAAACAACCUAACUGUCCUUCAACUGGUGAAAGGAUCAAUUCGGGUCCAGCCAUCCAAUGGAAUGCUACCCACCAACAAAUAUAAAUCAACUACUGACGCACACAAGUCUCUCUUUUGACAUCAGCUUUAGCGACAUUUUUCUAGAUAGGUCUCCUCGGGCAAAGGAAAUAAAAGCAAAAAUAAACAACUGAAGCUACAUCAAACUAAAAAGCUUUUGCAGAGCAAAGAAAACCAUCAACAAAAAGGCAACCUACUGAAUGGGAGAUCUUGCAAAUGAUAUAUCUGAUAAGGGGUUAAUAUCCAAAAUUUUAAAAUUUAUAAAAUAUCCAAGUAAUAUCCAAAAUAAAAGAAGUUCUACAACUUAACACCAACAAACAAUCCAAUUAAAAAAUGGCAGAGGACCUGAAUAGACAUUUUUCCAAAGAAGAUAUACAGGUGGCCAACAGACACAUGGAAAGAUGCUCAACAUCAUUAUUCAUCAAGGAGAUGCAAGUCAAAACCAUAAGAUAUCCCCUUACACAUGUCAGAAUGUCUAGAAUCAAAAAGACAAGAAAUAACAAGUGUUGGU
This is a messenger RNA of Acinonyx jubatus (cheetah), 11716 nucleotides long. It is a transcript of the gene FBXW12, whose product is annotated as F-box and WD repeat domain containing 12. The record is from RefSeq and is a predicted model, not a curated record. The transcript has 14 exons. Lineage: Eukaryota; Metazoa; Chordata; Mammalia; Carnivora; Felidae. Gene Ontology annotation, molecular function: protein binding. The coding region runs from base 4778 to 5974 and encodes 398 amino acids.